CGAAAAUACAAUACCAGCUCUUCAUCAAGUGAAGAUGGCAGCCUACUGGUCUCAACAAGUUGCCCGACGUUUAAUAGCAUCGGUUUGUGGCCAGAAUGGACAUCAAAAGUUCUCCUUUCAAAGAAAUGGCCAGUUUCUAAAGCAUAUGUUAAAAUUUUACCAACGAUGUGUAACUUCUAAUCUUGGGACACCAGGGCGACUACAAAUCACGAAGUCAAGGUUGACCUUUUCCCUUGCGAUCGGCACAACUGGUUUCUGCUAUGGAUUUCUUGGACUAAACUUUGGUAAACCUGAGAAGAAAGAUAGUGAUCCCCUGUUACACGUAUUUCAAGAAGCAAAAGAAGCGCAAAUUAGACAAGACUUCACCUCAGCCGAAAUCAAAUAUCACGAUGCACUCAAGGUUGCUGAGGAGAUGUUGAAGCACAAGAAAAUCGCCCAAAAAACAUACAUUUAUGCCAAAACAGCAAUCUAUGACAGUUUGGCAGACUUAGCUCUGGCCAGUGGCAAGUUGGAGAAUGCAGAGCAUCUUUAUAAGGAGACAAUGAAGGGUUGUUUGCAACAAGGGCUGACUAAAGACAGCAAUGCCAUGGUAGAACUGUCUAUCAAGCUAUCUAGCAUCUAUGCCAUGCAGAAUCGUACUGAAGAGGCAGAGCAGGGGCUUCAAUACUGCAUUCAAGUUCAGGACAUCAAACUGACAAAAGAUGUGGCAGAUGCAUCAAACUCCUCUGCUGUUUCCGAGACAACUGCAAUCUUGGAUGUGGAGACAGAAGAGUAUGAGAAGCAGGAUACUGAAGCUUUGCUUGGAAUGGCCCUGGAAACCUAUGGACGUUUCUUGAUGGGUCAGCGUCGACUUGAUGAAGCAGUCGUUGCCUUACAUCGAGCUACCGCUAUAGCUGAAGGUGUCCUUGGGGAGAACAGUGGGCAAUACUUGGUUCUACUCAAUGACUUGGCUACAGCUCAUAUUUUGCAGAAACACUUUGACACUGCUUUGAAAGUUCUCAAUAAGGCAAUUACCUUAGGGUCCAAAAACAACUCGCGGGAACUGCCAGCACUGUACUGCAAUUUGGGUGCUGUGUUUUUAAGGACUUCGAAAAUUGAUGCUGCUGCUGAAGCUUGUACAAAAGGACAAAAACUUGCAAACGAAAAACACGAUUCUCUGGCUCUAGGUAUGGCUAAAAAUUGCUUGAUGAAGAUUGAGCAGGUGAGAAAGACUCCACGGUGACAUGUUCGGAUAUCUUAGAGAAGGUCUUAUUUAUUUAUUGAACACAUCUGCUAUUACUUGCAAAAUCUACAAAUAAAGACAUUUCUAUUAGAAUCACUCUCAAUAAUAAUUGUCUAAAUGAACUUGCCUCAUAUUGUUGGACCAUAUUCAACUGUCCUUAUGGGUCAUGGUGCAGCUUGUUGCUUCUUUUCAAAAGUCAUAUGCAAAGUCUUAAAUAUUAACAGAACCGAUAUAAAUGUAAAAUAUGAUAUAAAACUCAUCAUCUAUUAUUGCUUAUGAGCUUUAAAAUGCAUUCUUUGUUCAGAACAUGAACAAUUCUUUAAUUUUCUAUGAAUAAAGAUAAUCUACAUG
Pomacea canaliculata is the source of this 1573-nucleotide messenger RNA. Its product is annotated as tetratricopeptide repeat protein 19, mitochondrial-like. The record is from RefSeq and is a predicted model, not a curated record. The coding region runs from base 35 to 1222 and encodes 395 amino acids. Gene Ontology annotation, cellular component: mitochondrial inner membrane. Gene Ontology annotation, molecular function: protein binding. The transcript is spliced from 4 exons. Gene Ontology annotation, biological process: mitochondrial respiratory chain complex III assembly. Lineage: Eukaryota; Metazoa; Mollusca; Gastropoda; Architaenioglossa; Ampullariidae.